CACUUCAUGUAUUUGUACCUUUAUUUUGGAUUCGUUCUUUUGACUACAUCCAUUUGUGUACCCAUCUUCGUUUUGAGGCCGUUCAAUGUUGUCAAUUUGGGGCUGAUUGUAAAAGUUUGGAAGAAGACUUUUCAGAUUUUUGGAAUAAAUGUGAAGGUUAUUGACAAAGAGAACCUAACUAAAAUAAAUGACUUGUUUAUGUAUCUCAUCAAAGUUCUCUGGAUUUGAUACCAAUGGCUGAGGUGCUGCCACCUGACACCACGGCCCUGGCCAAGAAAGAACUCGUGUACCUGGGUAGCUUCGGGAUUGCCGCCUGGCUCAGUGGGAUAAUAUUCGUCGACCGGGCCAACCACACCAGUGCCAUCAACACCAUGAAACACGUGGCUGAAAUUAUGAAGGAAAAGAAAGCAAAUAUUUGGAUCUUCCCAGAAGGAACAAGGAGCAUGAAAGGUACCCUGCUGCCAUUCAAGAAAGGUGCCUUCCAUCUUGCUGUUGGUGCCCAGAUCCCCAUUGUACCUGUCAUAUUCUCAAACUACAAAUCAUUCUUUGACCAUGAAGAUCCAACUUUUGAAAAAGGUGAAAUUGUAGCAACCUGCCUCGAAGCAAUCUCAACAAAAGGACUGACGUCAGAUGAUGUCGACAGCCUAAUCCAACAAAUCCGCGAAAAAAUGCUUCGAGUUUUUCACAAGAACGAUGACCCGAACAAAAUAAAUUGACCCCCACACAACCACAUGACCUUAUGAAAUUGCAUAGAACUUGCAUACGUAUAUUUAUAUUUUAUUGUUAAGAUACAAAAAUAUAUGUAUAUAUUAAUAAUGAUUCUAAUGCGUAUCAAUGCUGGGCUAGCUAUAUUUUUUAUGGCAAAAUGUAAUAAUGGCUGUUAAUAUUGUGAUUAUUGAUAUUAUUAAUUAUUUUAUUGUUGUUGAGGUAUUUGUUUGUUUUAAAGUUCUCCUAGAUUA
This is a messenger RNA of Helobdella robusta, 959 nucleotides long. RefSeq lists its product as hypothetical. The transcript has 6 exons. Gene Ontology annotation, biological process: phosphatidic acid biosynthetic process. Gene Ontology annotation, molecular function: 1-acylglycerol-3-phosphate O-acyltransferase activity. Gene Ontology annotation, cellular component: endoplasmic reticulum. Bases 234 to 716 code for a protein of 160 amino acids. Lineage: Eukaryota; Metazoa; Annelida; Clitellata; Rhynchobdellida; Glossiphoniidae. The record is from RefSeq and is a predicted model, not a curated record.